CUUCCGCUUGACCGUCCCCGGAGCUGCACCGACUGUUUUGCCCCACGCGAUAACUAUACACUUCAUUCAUCUCACCUUGCGCCCUGCGUACGGAGACGUACAAGCCGACUUUAUACAGUUGAGGAAGCUCCAGUUGUCGCAAGCAUGUCCAACACGGUCGUGGGCUCUGUCUACCAGCAGAUCAUCGAAAAGGUGAUUGCUGCAUCGCAGAACGAUUUCGAAGAGUUCGGCGUGGAUGCUGGAACGCUCGACGAGCUGAAGAAUGUAUGGCAAGAUAAGCUCUCGUCUCUCAAAGUAGCUUCGUUUCCAUGGGAUCCUCAGCCCCAGCCCCAGCCGCCUGCGAGCCAACCUCAGGUUGUCCCGUCCAACGUCAAGACGGAGCCUGACUUGAUGCCUCCGGUUUCUGCACCAAUGGAACAGCAUGGCCAUGUAAAUUUCCCCAAUGUGCCUAUCAAGACGGAGCAGGGUUAUAAUCCCCCUGUGCCUUCAUAUGGUCAGAAUUCGAGUUACACUUCUAGCUACAACGAAGCUGUUGCCCAGCAGCGAGCUCAAGCCUUGGUCGCGCAGCGUGUUCAAAACAUGCCACCGCAACAUCAGCCAAACCCUCAACAACCUCAGCAGCAUGGCCAGGUUCACGGGGGACAGGUUCCGGGCCAGCAACAGCGCAUGAUGCCUGGUCAGCCACAACAGCAGCAGCAACAGCAGCAGCGUCAACCGCCACCCUCUAUGCAACAGCGCCCACCGCAGAAUCCUGUAUACCCGUCGCAGACAGACGGUCCCGGGGAUGCGAAUGAGGACUGGAAUGCUCUAAUUGCAGCCAGAGCUGCCGAAGGUGAAGAGGGGCGUAUUGCCGCAGACCAAUUCAUGCGCGCUCGCGUGGAUGCUCUUGCUGCCCGCCAGGAUAGUGGACUCAUGAUGCCUCUCAGCGAUAUGCCAAAAGGUAGAAAGCGCAAGGCUGCAACUCGUGUUCUGCAAGCCGAAGAUGCUGAAAAAGCUUCUUCGAGCGUCUCGGCAUCUGCCCCAGCUCGCUACGAUGGCGAUGAUGAAGACGAAAAGGAGAACGACUCGGACGCUAUCAAUUCCGAUCUUGACGAUCCGGAAGACGAUGCUAUCAAUGGUGAGGACAGCGACGAUGAGACCAUGGACUACAUGCUUUGCACUUAUGACAAGGUGCAACGCGUCAAGAACAAGUGGAAGUGCACGCUCAAGGACGGCAUCUUGACCACGAACAAGCGAGAAUACUUGUUCCACAAGGCCACGGGCGAAUUUGAGUGGUAG
This is a messenger RNA of Periconia digitata, 1278 nucleotides long. The record is from the annotation of a GenBank genome assembly. NCBI's taxonomy places the organism in Eukaryota, Fungi, Ascomycota, Dothideomycetes, Pleosporales, Periconiaceae.